Molecule: messenger RNA, 716 nt
Organism: Strongylus vulgaris
Lineage: Eukaryota; Metazoa; Nematoda; Chromadorea; Rhabditida; Strongylidae
Source: the annotation of a GenBank genome assembly
AUGAGCCUUGUAAGCUUGGAAGAGGGUGGUGAGCAUGACGAAUCCAAGCAACCAAUGUGGAUCCACACAUGCGAUGAAGUAGAAUUCGAAUUUGGCCGCGUGCGAAGAUGUCUAGAAGAGCUUGCCAAUGCCCAACAAAAGCACAUUUCGAGGCCUAAUUUUGGCGAUGAAGCUUUUGAGGCGGAAGAACGUCAAAUGGAAAGUACCACUGAGCAAAUCACAUCGAUGAUGUCACACUGCCAGCGACUCAUUAAUAUGAUUUCAAAUCAGCGGUCGCGGAACGAGAACAACUCUGAAAGGAAAUUGCGGGAAAAUACAGUUUCUGCACUUAUAUUCACGUUAAGUCAAAUAACGAACGAUUUUCGAACGAGACAGUCCAAGUAUCUUAAAGACAUUAAGAACCGAACGAGCAAUGUGGACAAUUUUUUACUUACUACUGGACAGUCUGAUGAUCUCCAAUGGGAGGAGCUAGUGGACGUUACACCUUCGCAUGAAUAUACUAUGGACCAAAUACAAGCGAUGAUGGUGAACGAACAAACAGUGAAGGAACGAGAAAAAGAGGUUCUCGUAGUGAAUUCAUCCAUUAGAGAAUUGAAUUCAUUGUUCAAAGACUUGUCGUCAAUGGUUGUGGAUCAAGGGACAAUACUCGACAGGUACUUUCAAAUUCAAAAAUUACUUUCUUUUCUUUGUCUUUUUGCAUCUCUGACGUUAUAGCU